AGCGAAUGCUAAAGAAUAUUAUACAAUGUUUAGGGAUCGAUACCCAACCACCUUAAUUUUAUUUGGUACAUCCUUAAAUGCGAAGAUAUUUGAGCAAUUGUUUUUACGUAAAUUAGAAUCUGUAGAAGUGAGGGACUGUGCGGAUGUUUCCACUCUGUUUCCAGCAAGAUGGCAUCGUCAAGUUCCCUCAGCUAAGAAAAUUGUCUCUUCGGCUCCGAUCAAAUUACAGCUUUUUAGGUCCAAGGAAUUUUGAUGCUCAAUUGCCUUUGCGAAAAUUAACCAUUGAAGGCCACGAAGAAGUGGGUAAUUGGUUGGCACAGCUACAACAAAACGGCUUCUUACAAAGAUUAGAAUCUGUACGGUUGUCGAAUUGUGGGGAUGUUCGCGCUCCGUUUCCAGCAAAAUUGCUGCGAGCUUUGAACAAUCUAAGGAAGGUGAAAAUUAACGACUGCAAAUCAUUGGAAGAGGUAUUUGAAUUGGGUGAGGCCGAUGAAGGAUGCAGGGAGGAGAUGCCGCUGCAGUCAUCUUUAACAAAGAUAGAGCUGCGCCGGUUACCUGAGCUGAAAUGCAUAUGGAAGGGGCCCACCAGACAUGUCAGCCUCCAAAAUCUUGCUCGUCUGGAUUUGGAUUCUCUCGACAAACUGACAUUUAUCUUCACACCGUCCCUCGCUCGAAGUCUGCCAAAGCUGGAAACCCUUGACAUAAGCGAUUGCGGUGAGUUGAAGCAUAUUAUCAGAGAAGAGGAUGGUGAAAGGGAAAUAAUUACAGAGUCUCCUUGCUUCCCACAAUUAGAAAAUAUCACCAUAGAAAAGUGUGGUAAACUGGAAUAUGUCUUCCCUGUAUCUGUGUCUCCAAGCCUUCUUAACCUGGAAGAGAUGCGGAUUCUUAAAGCUCAUAAUUUAAAGCAUAUAUUUUACAGUGUAGAAGGAGAUGCACUCACCACAGAUGGCAUCAUCAAGUUCCCUCGACUAAGUGAAUUGGAUCUUUCUUCCAGAUCAAAUUACAGCUUUUUUGGUCCCAAGAAUCUUGCUGCACAAUUGCCUUCUUUGCAAAUUCUAAAAGUCAAUGGCCACAAAGAAGUGGGAAGUUUGAGUGCACAGCUCCAAGGGUUGACAAAUUUGGAAACAUUAUGCUUGCAGUCUCUGCCUGACACGAGGUGUAUAUGGAAGGGUACUUUGGAGCAGAUGGCCGCCCAUGGGCAGCAAAACGGCUCCUUGCAAAGAUUAAAAUUUGUACUCGUGGAGGAUUGUGGGGAUAUUCGCGCUCCGUUUCCAGCAAAAUUGCUGCCAGAUCUGAACAAUCUAAGGAUGGUGGAAAUUAAGGACUGCAAAUCAUUGGAAGAGGUAUUUGAAUUAGGUGACCUGCCUGGUGAAGGAAGCAGUGAGGAGAAGGAGCUGCUGUCAUCUUUAACAACGUUAGGGCUGCGCCGGUUACCUGAGCUGAAAUGCAUAUGGAAGGGGCCCACCAGACAUGUCAGCCUCCAAAAUCUUGCUCGUCUGGAUUUGGAUUCUCUCGACAAACUGACAUUUAUCUUCACACCGUCCCUCGCUCGAAGUCUGCCAAAGCUGGAAACCCUUGACAUAAGCGAUUGCGGUGAGUUGAAGCAUAUUAUCAGAGAAGAGGAUGGUGAAAGGGAAAUAAUUACAGAGUCUCCUUGCUUCCCACAAUUAGAAAAUAUCACCAUAGAAAAGUGUGGUAAACUGGAAUAUGUCUUCCCUGUAUCUGUGUCUCCAAGCCUUCUUAACCUGGAAGAGAUGCGGAUUCUUAAAGCUCAUAAUUUAAAGCAUAUAUUUUACAGUGUAGAAGGAGAUGCACUCACCACAGAUGGCAUCAUCAAGUUCCCUCGACUAAGUGAAUUGGAUCUUUCUUCCAGAUCAAAUUACAGCUUUUUUGGUCCCAAGAAUCUUGCUGCACAAUUGCCUUCUUUGCAAAUUCUAAAAGUCAAUGGCCACAAAGAAUUGGGAAAUUUGCGUGCACAGCUCCAAGAAUUAUAUCUAACAAAUUUGAAAACAUUACGCUUGCAACAUGUGCCUGAGACGAGGUGUAUAUGGAAGGGUACUUUGGAGAUGGCCGUCCAUGGGCAGCAAAACGGCUGCUUACAAAGAUUAAAAUCUGUACAAGUGGACGGUUGUGGGGAUGUUCGCGCUCCGUUUCCAGCAAAAUUGCUGCGAGCUCUGAACAAUCUAAGCACUGUGGGAAUUACCAGCUGCAAAUCAUUGGAAGAGGUAUUUGAAUUGGAUGGGGAUGAUGAAGGAAGCAGUGAGGAGAAGGAGCUGCUGUCAUCUUUAACAGAGUUACAGCUGUCAUGGUUACCUGAGCUCAAAGGCAUAUGGAAGGGGCCCACCAGACAUGUCAGCCUCCAAAAUCUUGUUCAUCUGGAUGUUUGGUGUCUCAACAAACUGACAUUUAUCUUCACACCGUCCCUCGCUCACAGUCUGCCAAAGCUAGAAAGACUUUCCAUAAUUGAAUGCGGUGAAUUGAAGCAUAUUAUCAGAGAGGAGGAUGGUGAAAGGGAAAUAAUUCCAGAGUCUCCUUGCUUCCCAGAAUUAAAAACUAUCUUAGUAGAAGAGUGUGGUAAACUGGAAUUUGUCUUCCCUGUCUCCGUGUCUCUAACUCUUCAAAGUCUGCCAAAGCUAGAAAUACUUCGCAUAAGUGAAUGCGGUGAAUUGAAGCAUAUUAUCAGAGAAGAGGAUGGUGAAAGGGAAAUAAUUCCAGAGUCUCCUGGGCAGGAUGAUCAAGCUUCACCUAUCAACGUUGAGAAGCAGAUAGAGCUUCCUAAUCUAAAGGAGUUGUCGCUAGAGCAAUUAUCAAGUAUUGUCUGUUUUAGUUUCGGAUGGUGUGAUUAUUUCUUAUUCCCUCGUUUGGAGAAACUGAAGGUCCGUCAAUGUCCAAAGCUGACCACAAAAUUUGCUACUACACCAGAUGGUUCAAUGAGUGCUGAAUCAGAGGUAUCUGAAGUGGCUGAAGAUUCAAGCAUUAAUAGAGAGUGGACCAGAAAUGAAGGGUGGAAAGAAGAAGAAGAAGAAGCUUGCAGAGGUUAUUGUUUAGGGGAGAAGUGA
Populus euphratica (Euphrates poplar) is the source of this 3059-nucleotide messenger RNA. RefSeq lists its product as uncharacterized. Bases 144 to 3059 code for a protein of 971 amino acids. The transcript is spliced from 9 exons. The record is from RefSeq and is a predicted model, not a curated record. NCBI's taxonomy places the organism in Eukaryota, Viridiplantae, Streptophyta, Magnoliopsida, Malpighiales, Salicaceae.